Messenger RNA from Drosophila innubila, 1521 nucleotides. RefSeq lists its product as uncharacterized. Gene Ontology annotation, molecular function: 1-phosphatidylinositol-3-kinase regulator activity. The coding region runs from base 143 to 1273 and encodes 376 amino acids. Gene Ontology annotation, biological process: intracellular signal transduction; phosphatidylinositol phosphate biosynthetic process. NCBI's taxonomy places the organism in Eukaryota, Metazoa, Arthropoda, Insecta, Diptera, Drosophilidae. The record is from RefSeq and is a predicted model, not a curated record. The transcript has 3 exons. Gene Ontology annotation, cellular component: phosphatidylinositol 3-kinase complex.
ACAAAAUACCACUCUUCCAAAGAAAACGAAAACAAAUAUUUCAUUAUUAUUCUUAUCAUUAAUUUAAGUUAGUCAUCAGAAUUCCUAUUAAGGCUAAUUAUGUGAUAAAAAUCACGGGAGGAUCAUCCCGAUAUCGUUUAAUAUGAGCAACGGUGAGAAGAACACGAGUAACUCCCGGAGUCAAAACCAAGGCCAAGGUGCUGCUGCUGCUGCAAAUACGAGUGGGGGGAGUGCGGGGGCAAUCACAGCCCGGAAUCGAGCUAGAGACGCAGCUAGUCAGCAAUUGGACAGUGUAGAACAGACUGCAACCAAUACAAAGGAAAAGCGAAGUUGGUUCCAUUCACUAACCAGACGCAAAAAGUCGGAUUCGGCUCUGGCCAGUUCCAGUUCAACAGUCACCGCAGGUUCACAUUCCGUACAUCUGCAAAAUAACAAUAAUGAGCCAAUUGGAGGGACUUUGGAGGCAAGCUCGAGCACAGCCGGAGAUGCAUCCGUUAGCAAUAGCAGCAACCUUGGAGGAGCACUGCGCAAGCGUAAGGACAAGAAGAACAUGUUUUCCCGUAUACGAAAGAAGAUGGGAUUGGGCUUAAGCGCACUACGCAACUGGCACUCGAUGGGCGAUGAUUGUGACUGUGAUGGAGGCACUACGGAUGCCAUGUAUGAAUUCCUGACUCCGCCAAUACGCAUUGAGCCCACAUUACCGUUCACACAUGAUUACAUGCGAUUCAUAAGGAGAAAGUGGCUGGAACGACAGGAUACACCAAAUGAGGUCAUGUAUAAGGCCUGUUCAGAAAUGCUCAAUCAAGUUUGGUACUGGGGUGAGAUCUCGAGACGUGAUUCCCAGAAGCAGCUCAGUGACAAGCCAACAGGAUCAUUUUUGGUUCGAGAUUCGGAAACGAGCGGUUCCCAAUUUACGCUCAGCUUUCGUAUUGUCAACGUAACGUUGCAUUAUCGCUUGGAGUAUCGAGAUGAGUUUUGGCACUUUGAGGAAUUGAAAUAUGAGUCGAUUGUCGAAAUGAUUGAGGACAUCUUGCAUCGCUGUACGAAUGAUAAUUUCGUCUGUUUUGUGAAGGUUCCCAAUGAAAUGCAGCCGCCGUUUCCAGUAAUACUCAAGUAUCCGCUAAGUCGAUACUUGAACAUGCCCAAGCUGCAGGAUCUGUGCCGACGUGUGCUCCAGACCCAAAUGCCCGUUGAAGAUCUGGCCAAGCUGCCAGUGCCGGCCCAAAUGCUGGAGUAUCUAUCCGUUGAGCGUGAAUUGGUAUUCCAAAGCUAGGCGCAUUGCCAAUGCUGGUAUUAGCUUUAAAAUAAACAAGGAGAGCACAGUGAAAAAUAACAAUGAAAAAACCAAAGAGGUUAAGUAGGCAGCUGGACGACAACUAAACGGCACUGCCAACAAAUAUAGAUAUUGUAUUGCUUGGAUCGGAGAAGGAGAAACAGAAACAGUGAAAAUACAGGCCAUAGCUAAAACAAAAGCAUUUUGUGGAUGGCAAGCAAUUAAACCACGCACAAACAAAAAUUUAU